Parnassius apollo (apollo) is the source of this 813-nucleotide messenger RNA. The record is from the annotation of a GenBank genome assembly. NCBI's taxonomy places the organism in Eukaryota, Metazoa, Arthropoda, Insecta, Lepidoptera, Papilionidae.
AUGCUAAAUAGUGCAAAGGACGGUGUUGCCAGUGCGCAGCCGACGGAGGUCACGGUCCACAUCCAACACGACGGUCCCCUCGCCUCCGACCGCGAUGUCUUCAUCGACGAUGAUGGUUCGGGUCUAGGCAUCGACGAGAGCUCGGGCUCCGGCUGGGGGCCAGGCCCAGGCCCCGACGACGAGGACGGUCGAGGAUCAGGUGACGCCCCCGACGUACCCGAAGAUGACGAAGACUACGCACCGUUGCGAACCACUGCCGCCCCUACCACGCCCGCUCCGGAAUCAGACUAUCCGGAGGUCCCGGAAAUGCCAGACAACACAGUCUUACCGGACUCCAACAAUCCAAUCCCAACACCAAAAGUCCAGCAGCCCGAUUUAGUCAGUCCUCGCGUCCUCAAAGGUCAGGAAGCAGGAGAGGGCACUGGAGAGACGCGCGGCGCGGGGGAGGAGCAACCCUCGCGCCCAGAUCUGACCGACAUCAGCAUAUCAGGGGAAGACCUCAGUCCGGACAUCGACCAGGAGCAGUCGGGAACGCACAUCGAUACCGAAGCGCGACCAGCCGACACCGGCGUCUUCAUCAUGAACGCGAAACCUGAGGACCGCGCUACAAGCUUUUUCGCUCAGCCUGGCAUCCUCGCAGCUGUCAUCGGUGGAGCAGUCGUAGGGCUUCUGUGUGCGAUCCUGGUGGUGAUGUUCAUUGUGUACCGCAUGCGCAAGAAGGACGAGGGCUCGUAUGCGCUCGACGAGCCCAAGCGGAGCCCCGCCGCCGCCUCGUACGGGAAGGGUCACAACAACCGCGAGUUCUAUGCGUGA